Molecule: messenger RNA, 1005 nt
Organism: Adelges cooleyi (spruce gall adelgid)
Lineage: Eukaryota; Metazoa; Arthropoda; Insecta; Hemiptera; Adelgidae
Product: metalloendopeptidase OMA1, mitochondrial-like
Exons: 1
Coding region: 1-1005 (334 amino acids)
Cellular component (GO): membrane
Molecular function (GO): metalloendopeptidase activity
Source: RefSeq, a predicted model, not a curated record
AUGCAUUUAACUAAGCCACGUGGAAUGCUGUUGUACAGGAUCAAAGUGUCCGGCCCGUGGCAGUGGACUGCGUUUGGUUUGAUUGCCGAAGAAUGUCUUAGGCUGUUGUCCAAAUGGCCUAUGAUGCAGUACGGAGCCAUGGCCAUGCUGGCCACGGCCAUGGGCAUGACGGCUGCCUUAGUGUCCGAUGACCUCUGUUUGAAGCUGUUCGAUACGCCGGCCUUCAUGGUCCGUGACCAACUGGUGUCGAUAGCGGUGAACCAGACGGCCAAAUUGGCGGGCAGAGGGAUCCGGUAUUGGUGGCAAGGGUUGACGGAAAACCAACGGAAACGCCACACGAAGACAUUGAAGAAGUCGGUACCGUUGUUGGGCAUCACGGCAAUGGCCGUUUUGGCGGUCACCGUGGGUUUCUACAUGCAUCACACCGUGGUGGACCCUUACACGAAACGCGCCGUCUUCAGCCUUUGCUCGGACCGCGAUAUGAAGGACGCAGACGACUGCGCAACCAGAUUCGUACUCAAAGAAUUCGGCUCGUUGGAUUAUCACAAGUACGAUGUCCACGACGGCAGCCUUGUUGAAGUAAUAAACAAUACGGUGAGUUUAAUCGUUGCGGCCAAUCCCGCCGUGGCCGGCCACAUCCCUUGGAAAGUGGAUUUGGGACAAGCAUUUACGCUGCCCCGCGGCUCGAUGUUGUUCGGCCGCGACCUGUGGUGGCACACGGACGACCAGAUAUCCUCUAUCGUGGGCCACAAAAUGGCUCAUUGCAUUCGCCGGCACCACACGGUUAUGAUCAGUCAGCAACGACUUUUCAACGUAACCAAGCUGCUGCCGUUGACCGUGGCCUACGCUUGCACGACUGAAUCCGGUGAUAUUGUCGUGGAACCGAUAUGCUCGAUGGUGUAUUCGUUGGCCUUCGAACUGCCUCUCACCGUGAGCAGAGAACUGGAAGCUGACAGGUACGGCCAGGAGCUAAUAGCGGCCAUCCGAUCAGACCAGCCCAACUAA